UCCUCUUAAGCGGGCAAUCUGGGUCCCAUCUGUCGCCGCUCACGUCUGACCUGGGUCAACGUGCCGCUUCCGCCGUUAUUAUCGGACAUCUGAAGAGGCUCGAAGCCAGCAGAAGACACCCCAGGGCUCCCGCUGCUGCUGCUGCUGCCGCGGGCCAUGCUGCUGUCUCCUCAGGCGGAGAGGAACUGGGAGCAAGUGUGCUCGGUGCCGCAAGAAGCGCUGGAGGAGCAGUCCCACCGGCAGCUCUUCGCCCUGGAGCUGGGCUCAGGAACCGGGCAGCACGUCAUUCGCUUCGCCCAGAAGAUGCCCUUCGUCACCUGGCAGCCGUCGGACAUCCAGGAGGAGGCCCGGCAGAGCAUCAGGGCGUACAUCGCCGCCACCAACCUGACGACGGUUCUGCCGCCUGUGCGCCUGGAUGCCAGCGAACCUUGGGAGAAGUGGGCGGGGGUCCCUCGUGGCUCCUGUGACGUCAUUGUUGCCAUUAACCUACUGCAGUACAGCACCUUCAAGACAGCACAGGGUGUUUUCAACGGGGCAGGUCAGGUCAUCGAAGAAAAUGGUCUCUUGGUGACAUACGGGGCGUACGCCAUUAACGGCACCAUUACGCCACCAUGCAACCAACUCCUUGAUGACGAGCUUCGCAAAGUGAAUCCCGAGUGGGGACUUCCGGACGUGGACGUGCUCCGACAGCUGGCCUACGGAAACGGGAUGCGCAUGGAGAGGAUGGUUAGACACGUAUACGCACACGACGCUGCUUAAGAAGUAGUGACAAAACUAUUGUCUUUUUGUCAUACAGGCAGAGAUGGAAGAAUGUUACAAAUGUCUCAUCUUCAGAAAAAUAUAGACAUACGCAUCACUGUACUCUUUAUUGACAAGAAAUAAAAGUGCAACGAUCCAAAUGUUUUGUUUUUAAGCCCUAUGACAGGGGGAAAAAAAAAAUAAAUGGACCAAGUGGACAAUAAGAACCAGUUAUUUAUUAAAUAUAAAUUUAAAAUGACUUGCAAGCCAGACAGAUGGCUAUGAUAGAGUAAAGAAGGACCACAAAGUUACAGAGAGCGCCGAUUGGUGAUCGGCGAUGGACUACAUGCGGCGUUUCCACUCGCCCUCGUGCACGUCGAGCGCACUCGCACAUAGAAAGGAGGCAGAUGAGCUGAUGCAUACAACACGAGAGGUGUCACCAUGUGGAUAAAAUGAAUGAUCGGAUUAUAUUAGGGAAUGGCUUCAGUGGCACAAAAGUGAAUCUUCUCCCAGCUAAUUGUAAAUAAUCGCAAACAAUUCACGAUGAGGAAAGGCCAAACCAAAAGAUACAAUGUUAGUUGGUGUGGAUGAAGAAGAGGAUGGAACCAGCAAUGGGAAUGUUAAGCUGUGAAACUGAUGACGUGUUAGUGCUGUUCAUUCCAAGCCUCUCACUGUGCUUCCUCUCCUUUAACACACACACAAAAUUCUAUUAACACCUCUCAGUCAAAAAAGAAAGUGUUCAGACAGACUCCACUCUGGAAUACAAUUUUUAAAAAAUCAAUGCGUUUUUUUUUUUUUUUUUUGU
Messenger RNA from Phycodurus eques (leafy seadragon), 1543 nucleotides. RefSeq names its product methyltransferase-like 26 B. NCBI's taxonomy places the organism in Eukaryota, Metazoa, Chordata, Actinopteri, Syngnathiformes, Syngnathidae. The record is from RefSeq and is a predicted model, not a curated record.